Eruca vesicaria subsp. sativa (arugula) is the source of this 216-nucleotide messenger RNA. NCBI's taxonomy places the organism in Eukaryota, Viridiplantae, Streptophyta, Magnoliopsida, Brassicales, Brassicaceae. The record is from the annotation of a GenBank genome assembly.
AUGGAUUCCAUUAUUAAUAUCAGCAACUUAAGUGAUCUUAAGCCUUUCAAAUCUGUAUGGAGGGUCCAUGUUAAAGUUCUUCAUACAUGGACUGCGUUCAAUCCCAAUAAUGGUUAUUGGGUCCAUGUUAAAGUUCUUCAUACAUGGACUGCGUUCAAUCCCAAUAAUGGUUAUUCUCUUGAGAUGGUCUUAUCAGAUGAAAAAGUAAGGUGUUAA